CACCGACUAAUGUUUAAAUGGACGCAUCGUCCAUUAUCACCCAAGUGUCGCGGGAUGACGAGUUAGGCGCGUUCAACAGCGAGAAAGCCCAAUUACCUCGAGAAAAUGAAGCAGCCAAUAAUACUACGUCGAGUGGCAAGAAGCCGAGGGGACGUGGGCUCUUGCGCUCACUGCUCUGCUGUUUUGGAAGAGGUCGAGGUGGUAGUUCAAAGAGCUCUAAGGCUAGUUCUUUGCAAGGUGAUGGCCGUGGCUCACCACCACCUGGCACCGGAUCACCGAGGUUUCUUCUACCACCAGUCAGACAUCAAGACAUGCACAAAAAGUGUAUGGUAAUCGACUUGGACGAGACUUUGGUGCAUAGUUCUUUCAAACCGAUCAACAAUGCAGACUUUGUUGUUCCUGUAGAGAUUGAUGGAACGGUACAUCAAGUGUACGUCUUAAAGAGGCCUUAUGUAGACGAAUUUUUGCAAAGAAUGGGUGAAUUAUAUGAAUGUGUACUAUUCACUGCAAGCUUGGCUAAGUAUGCAGACCCAGUGGCGGAUCUAUUAGAUCGAUGGGGUGUAUUCAGAGCAAGGUUAUUCAGAGAAUCCUGUGUGUUUCAUAGAGGAAACUAUGUUAAGGAUUUGAACAAAUUAGGUCGGGAUUUGCAACAAAUUAUUAUUGUAGAUAGUCCUGCCAGUUACAUUUUCCAUCCAGAUAACGCAGUUCCAGUGGCAUCCUGGUUUGAUGACAUGACGGACUCCGAGCUCCUGGAUCUAAUCCCCUUCUUCGAAAAGCUCAGCAAUGUGGAAAAUAUCUACACGGUACUGUGUAAUAGCAAUCAUCCUUACAAUCAGAUACCUGCGCACGCGGUGCAGAGCAAUCAGAGUCUGCCGACAUCAAUUUCAAUGGCUGCUUCCUAGCCCCACCUGAAUCCUGGCAACUCAGCCAGUCUUGUCGCUCAAUGCACCUUCCGGAGGAUUUUAAGGGACUACUCCACGUGACCCACUCGCUUUGUGGUGAAGGAUCCCGAAGUGCUCCUCGUUGAUCUUUGGAAAAAUCGCUCCGAUUCAGCGGAGCUAAAUGUCAUAUCUUGAAAGAGCGCAUCAUUAAGUUGACACACACAGUCAUAGCUGCUGAUAUCUUUCUUCCUGGCGAGCAACGCAAUGAAGACUGAGUCAGUUUUGAAGCGCGAGUGUUCUUCCAUUUUGCACCAAGCGUUAAAAGCGACGAACUAUAUCGAUCCUGUCCGCAUCGGGCAGACUGAAAAUACGUCUGUACUCAACAAAAGAAUCUAGUGAAGGAUAAAA
Molecule: messenger RNA, 1289 nt
Organism: Monomorium pharaonis (pharaoh ant)
Lineage: Eukaryota; Metazoa; Arthropoda; Insecta; Hymenoptera; Formicidae
Product: carboxy-terminal domain RNA polymerase II polypeptide A small phosphatase 1-like
Molecular function (GO): RNA polymerase II CTD heptapeptide repeat phosphatase activity
Source: RefSeq, a predicted model, not a curated record